Molecule: messenger RNA, 400 nt
Organism: Staurois parvus
Lineage: Eukaryota; Metazoa; Chordata; Amphibia; Anura; Ranidae
Source: the annotation of a GenBank genome assembly
AUGGGCCCCUGUACCGCCUCCUCAUGCUGCUGCCAGGCCCGUAAUCUGCCAUGGGCCCCUGUACCGCCUCCUCAUGCUGCUGCCAGGCCCGUAAUCUGCCAUGGGCCCCCGUACCGCCUCCUCAUGCUGCUGCCAGGUCCAGAGUGUGUCCAUGGGUCCCUGUACGGCCUCCCAUUGCUGCUGCCAGGCCCGUAAUCUGCCAUGGGCCCCCGUACCGACUCCUCAUGCUGCUGCCAGGCCCGUAAUCUUUCAUGGGCCCCUGUACCCGCCUCCUCAUGCUGCUGCCAGGUCCAGAGUGUGUCAUGGGUCCCUGUACGGCCUCCCAUUGCUGUCUCCAUCGCUGCCAUGUGGCCCGUUCCAUUUUGUCAUAGGGUGCUGUAUGGCCUCCCAUGCUGCUGCC